Messenger RNA from Danaus plexippus (monarch butterfly), 3321 nucleotides. RefSeq lists its product as uncharacterized. The coding region runs from base 138 to 1433 and encodes 431 amino acids. The record is from RefSeq and is a predicted model, not a curated record. NCBI's taxonomy places the organism in Eukaryota, Metazoa, Arthropoda, Insecta, Lepidoptera, Nymphalidae. The transcript is spliced from 4 exons.
CUCGCAGAGUACAGUUGUUUGUUUCGAUAAGUAGCAUCAUUGGAUGUUUACCACAGUUCAGUCUGAUUCUUUUAAAUAUUUGGCUUUGUGUGAUAAGUGCUGGCAAUUAACGAAUCGGCGAAUCAUCAAACAUCUCUAUGGAUGGGAAUUGUAUGAAUCCUUCAAAUAGUGGAAAUGUUCUGAGGCCAAGCAACAUGUAUUCAUUCCAUUCCAAUAACCCCAUAGUGCACAAUCCUGGUUUAAGGCAGGCACAUAUGAACCAUUUUUACCCUCCAACUGUUUUUUUGGGACUAAUCAGAAAUCCACAAGAUUUUUCUCAGAGGCCAGUGUUAUAUACUUAUCAUCAAAUGACUCAUCAAAUGGCUUAUCCAAUGGGUCAUCAAAUGGCUUAUCCAAUGGCUCAUCAAAUGGCUUAUCCAAUGGGUCAUCCAAUGGCUCAUCAAAUGGCUUAUCCAAUGGGUCAUCAAAUGGCUUAUCCAAUGGGUCAUCAAAUGGCUUAUCCAAUGGGUCAUCAAAUGGCUUAUCCAAUGGGUCAUCAAAUGGCUUAUCCAAUGGGUCAUCAAAUGGCUUAUCCAAUGGGUCAUCAAAUGGCUUAUCCAAUGGGUCAUCAAAUGGCUUAUCCAAUGGGUCAUCAAAUCAUUAACCAGACAGUGAGACCUACAAGUAAAUCUGACAAUAUAGAGCAAAGCAUUAAUGAUGCUAUGGAGCAAGGUAAAAGCCCUAUAAUCAUAGACAACAUAAGCAAUGAAAUCUUGGAGAUGAAACUAUUUGUAGACAGUGGAGUGAAGUUUGGAUAUAUUAUAGAAGUUCUUGAACUUGAGACACGUUGGGCUAGAAAAGUUCAAAUACUGUACAAGAAAGAUUCGCACAAUGUCUGUGCAAGUUUGUUGGCAAAUAUUAAACACAUGCUGGAAAACCCGGAACAUAAUGCAACAGGGUCAUCCUUGCUACUUAACUAUUUUUUGCAAUAUGACCCAACUGUGACACCGCUUAACUUGUGUCCACGAUCGCGAUUGAAUGGAAGAUCGCCAGAAGAAUUGGGUUCAACUUAUAAUUGGCCAGAAUAUGCUGCAUAUGAAAACAUCGAAAACGUCAUCGAAAUGGAUGACAAUACUAUAGACUUCCAUCGUCUGAGGGUCCGUGAGGCUAUAGAGAUAUUAGACCUCUUCCUAGAUGUACAUAUCAAAAUUUUGAAACAAUUGCAAACCGGAUCCAUUGUGAGAUAUCGACAUCUGGUCUUUAUAACCGGCAGAGGAGUCCACAGCCAGGGCGCGCCUAAAAUAAAACCAGCUGUUAUAAAGAGGCUGUUUGAACGCGAUUUGAGUUUUAUAAUACACAAUCCCGGCCUUUUAAUAAGUAGCGUAAGGUCUGAUAACAAAUUGACGUGCGAGAUAUCUAGUGCCGGUCAAGAUGGGCCCCCUCAAGACCCAUGAACACAAUCAAGACAAUUGCAGAAAAGGUACGACUUCUAUCUAAUGCCGUAUUGUUACACAGACUAAAUAUAUCACAGAUAUGAUCCUUUUCAUAGACGUAUACAGAUUGGACUUAGUGCGUAUAGUGUAGUGAUGGACCAUAAACUGUGGAAGUGUUAGUUAUAGAUAAAUGUAGCAUUUACAAAUAAUUAGAGUAUUACAAGUGUAUGACGAGGUAGUUUUAACGGGUUUUUUCUUUUCAUAUAGAUAAGCGUAGUUGUAAGUUAGAAAAGAAUGAGGUGCUUUCACCGAUGUUAAGGGAUAAAAUUAACAAACAAAAUGUUACUGUAAAAGUUUAAAGUUUACACAAAAAUGCUCGUUAGUGGAACUUAAAAGCUUUUUUACAAAAAUUUCGGAGAGACAAGGUGAAAGUAUAGACUGAUCGAUUUUAAAUAUUGCGAUUUUGGACGAGAAAAUAUUGUAGCAUAAUUUUAAUUAAGACUCUGAAGGUACAACUUGUAUUUAUACAACCUAAUGUUGUCCGGCUCUCAUAGAGGGCGCUGUUCUGUAAAUAUUGUAAUAACCAACAAUACUACAAUAACAAUAAAUAAUUCUAAGUUAGGAAUAAUUUUUUCGACAGUAUGUUCCGUCUAUAUAAUAUUAAUUAGAUUUAUUUGCCUUGGCACCCCAAAGAUUUCUUCAAGUUACAGUAAUAUCAAUAAAGACAUUACUUAGUACAAAUAUAAAUAGCACAAUCUUCAUUAGGCCUAUAAAUCCAAGUUUUAAAUACAACAAAACAGGGUUUAGUUUUUAACUUCGAAUUUUAUAGAAUGGGUGUCUACCUCAAGUUGCGCUCAAUUUAUUUUACAUUUAUUGAUAUUCUAUAUUUACAUAAUAAUUAAUUUCCUUUUUUUUUUACUGAAUAUUCAUAAAAUCACUUUAAAUCAACUAUAUUGUUGAAGUUUACUUGAAAUAAUAAAAUUUCUUCAUUGAUUAAAAAAGUAGUGUCUGAUGCUGAGUAAUAUUGGUUACCUUCGAACCCAAGAUAAUUUUUGUUAUUUGUUUUGUAUUAUUUUAUCUUGAUUGUAAAUAACUUGUUUACAUAAGAUUUAUUUUGUAAAUAACUUUAGAUUAUCGUAGACUUAUUAUAAAAAUCGUAUUAUAAAAAUGCCUUGCAUAUUAAACGGAUAAAUGAAUCCUUCAAUUGAUGAAAACACGGCAACGACUUAAUCCAAUCUUCAAAUAAAUUUUGGAUUGAUGAAAAAAUUAUCACGAUGAUUUCUGUCUAUGAGAUUGCAUUCACUUUGUGGGUGUGUGCUUGACAAGACGAAUCAAUACGACCUUGACACUAUUGUGUUUAUAAAGGGAAAUACAAUUCCGUUACUCUGUCAACAGAUGGCGCUGUUGAUAUAUUCUAUAUAAAAUCUGUCAUGACUAGAUUAACUCUUACUCGGAUUUGAGAUAAAAAUUACAUGUUGUUUGUGUCAGUGACUGACCAUUCCAUAGGUAUUCUAUGAUACUUUACGAGUUUAUAGAUGUAAAUGUGGAUUUCUUGGAAGGAAAGCUACAAAGUUGGAUGUGGUUGGUUGUGGGUGGGUCAUAUUGAUUGAUAACAUUAAAAAAAUACUUUAAACGAAUACCUUAAUUGAAAUUGAUGAAGGGUAAAUUUUUUAACUGUUAUCAGUUGAUGUUUUAAUAAAAUAACAUUAGUAUAUAAUUAUGUAAUAAUUCAAUGUCUUCGGUGUCCUUUUAUUAAUGUGAUGUGUCGUGAUAAAUGUGAUUUAGUACUAAGUAUAUUAUACUGUUCAGCUAAAGUCCUUUUCACUCUAAAUGCAUGGCAAUAUGAGAAAAGUUCUAAAGGAAAUGAUCUUUUUGAAUAUGGAACAAAAAUAAAAUUAUUUUUUUAAUU